Exophiala mesophila is the source of this 4494-nucleotide messenger RNA. RefSeq lists its product as uncharacterized. Lineage: Eukaryota; Fungi; Ascomycota; Eurotiomycetes; Chaetothyriales; Herpotrichiellaceae. Gene Ontology annotation, biological process: regulation of protein stability; protein deubiquitination. Gene Ontology annotation, cellular component: cytosol; nucleus. The record is from RefSeq and is a predicted model, not a curated record. Bases 374 to 3769 code for a protein of 1131 amino acids. The transcript has 4 exons. Gene Ontology annotation, molecular function: cysteine-type deubiquitinase activity; cysteine-type endopeptidase activity; protein binding.
AUUUUAUUCAUACUCUCAACUUCAUCCUCACUUUCAUCUAUCUUUAAUUACUGAUUCCUCAUCCUUAAUCCUCUCUCAAUUCCAUUAUUACACAUCUUUCUCAUCACCUGCAGUCCUUUGCCUGCGGCCCUCAACGCUCGUGCCUUCCGUCGCUCCAACCCCGCCACCAAUCAUUGGCAUCCAUUCCUCUCAGAAUCUUGUGCCUGCGCCUUCCCUGCGUCCAUCCCACCACACCUCGAUUUCCAUUUCUGUUUCGCACCUGCCAAAUCCACGACUUUCCACGACUUCCUGCAGAAAAUUACCAUCGUUUUGGAGGAAACAGCAGGCACUGCUUCCCCGUCGAAGCUUCCUCCUUUCCUGAAAUUCUCUCAGCAUGGAAAACUUGGCGGGCCCCGAUAUGCUGAUUGACUCCUACGAUCAGUACAAUUCUCAAGAGAAUGACGUGGUCAACAUCACUCCCGAUGACGCUGCUCAAGAACCCGCAGAGGCCCUGCCCCGGGCUGAUGAUUUCGAGGCCAUGAAAAAGCAUGUCCUUGUAGAUCUACCCGACACCGAAACCGAAGCCGAAACCUACCACACCUGGCACAUUGAGAAGUGGCGCACCCUGCCCAGAAAAGAACAUGGCCCGGUAUUUGAAUGCGGCGGUCAUCCAUGGCGGGCAUUGUUCUUUCCCUAUGGCAAUCAGGUCGAUAAUGCCUCAUUCUACCUCGAACAUGGAUUUGAUGGUGAACCUCCAGCCGAUUGGUACGCCUGUGUCCAGUUCGCCCUCGUCCUCUGGAACCCUCAAGACCCCACAUUGUUCCGCUCUCAUUCCGCCACACAUCGAUUCAACGCGAAAGAAGGUGACUGGGGUUUCACGCGGUUCGUCGAACUUCGAAAGGCAUUUCACCAGCCCUGGGAAGACUCUACCCGACAUUUGAUUGAGAAUGACGAGGCGAACUUGACCGCCUAUGUGCGCAUUAUUAAAGAUCCUACCGGAGUUUUGUGGCACAACUUUGAGGGUUAUGAUUCCAAGAAAGAAACAGGCAUGGUUGGUUUGAAGAACCAAGGCGCAACCUGCUACCUCAACUCUUUAAUUCAGUCCCUGUAUUUCACCGAUGCUUUCCGGAAAGCAGUGUAUCAAAUCCCAACCGCCGAAGAUGCCAACAGAAGCAACAGUGCCUGGACCUUGCAGCGGUUGUUUUUCAGGUUGCAAAAGGAUCGCUUUGCCGUCUCCACCAACGAAUUGACCGCCUCCUUUGGCUGGGACACUCGCCAAAUUUUCGAGCAGCAGGACGUCCAGGAAUUGUCCCGAAUCCUGAUGGAAAACUUGGAGAAGAAAAUGAAAGGCACCCCGGCAGAACGCACUCUCCCCGAGCUAUUCGUGGGAAAGACAAAGACCUACAUCUCAUGCAUUAAUGUUGACUUUGAGUCAUCUCGAAUCGAAGAAUUUUGGGACAUCCAACUCAACGUCAGAGGCAACAAAAAUCUUCAUGAGAGUUUCAUGGACUAUAUCCAAGUCGAGACCCUUGAAGGAGAGAACAAAUACGAUGCCGGAGAUCCGUACAAGUUGCAAGAUGCCAAAAAGGGCGUCAUUUUUGAGAGUUUUCCACCUGUCCUACAUUUACAGUUAAAACGAUUUGAAUACGACAUCAAUCGAGACGCCAUGAUGAAGGUCAACGACCGACACGAAUUCCCCGACGAGUUUGAUGCGUCCUUGUAUCUUUCAGACGAGGCUAGAUCAAAGUCCUCAGAGCCAUGGGUGUAUCAACUGCAUGGAGUCCUGGUCCACAGUGGCGAUUUCAACGCUGGUCACUACUACGCAUUUCUCAAACCUACCAAAGACGGUCAUUUCUACAAGUUUGACGAUGAUAGAGUAACGAGGUCGACGAUGAAAGAGGUGCUCGAAGAAAAUUAUGGCGGAGAAUAUGCUAAUGUGGCCAACGGAGGACUGGGGCAGCGACAGCCCUACAUGAGAGGCUACUCAACUAAGCGAUCUAUGAACGCCUACAUGUUGGUCUACAUUCGAAAGAGCAGACUCGAUAAUGUUCUCCUCGAGGUCACCGAGUCAGAUAUCCCAUCCCACAUUGAAACGCGAAUCAUCGAAGAACAAGCAGAAUUAGCUCGGCGGAAGAAAGAAAGAGAGGAGGCACAUCUCUACAUGAGCGUCGGGGUGAUCACCGAAAAGACAUUCCAGGCACACCACUCAUUUGAUCUGACAAAUUAUGAUCUCGAGACCAACGAUCCCGCUGCAGCUCAAGUCCAUCGCCCCCUAAAAGCGACCAAGGUUAGUGAGUUUGCCGCCGCCAUCGCGGAAGAUCUCAGUGUGGGACCAGAACAGGUCCGCUUUUGGGCGAUGGUGGGUAGGCAAAACAAGACAAACCGGCCCGAUCAACCGAUCAAGGAUGUGGAUAUCACUAUGGAAGAAGCCAUGACCAAGUACGGAUCCAGAGGGCGGCCGUUUUACCUUUGGGCCGAAACCGCAUCGAUAGAUGAGGAUGGGAAGCCAGGUUUCCCAGAUACGUCCCAAGCUGCAGGAGGAAAUAGUCCGAUCCUCAUCUUCCUCAAGUACUUUGAUGUCAAAGCGCAAACCCUCCGUGGCGUUGGACAUGCUUACGUCAAGAAAUUGGACAAGGUGCAGGAAGUCGCACCUCUCAUCAACCAGUUGAUGCAGUGGGACCCUAAUACACCGAUUCUCUUGUUCGAAGAGAUCAAAUUUUCUAUGAUCGAAGCCAUGAAACCGAAACAGACGUUUCAACAGUCCGAAAUCCAGGAUGGAGAUAUCAUCUGCUUCCAACAAAACAUUGCCGACCUCGAUCCCUCUACCGUUACCUACACAGAUGCCCGACAGUACUACGACUACUUACUGAAUCGGAUACCAGUCAACUUCUUCCCCAAACCCGGGGUCGAUGGCCCAGCAUUUAUGCUCAAUCUGAGUAGGAAGAUGACGUAUGAGCAGUUUUCUGCCAAAGUUGGCGACCAUUUGAAGGUCGAUCCCACUCAUAUCAGAUUUGCCACCAUCAGCGCAAGCAACAACAAAGUCAAGGCGUGGAUCAAGCGAUCUCAAAACUACAACCUACAGCAGAUUCUGGUGUCUCAGUUCUCGUCGUAUGGGGGAUAUGCAACUCAUCGAAAUGACGCCCUAUUUUAUGAAGUGUUGGAGACGAGUCUGGCUGACUACGAGACCAAGAAGAUUAUGAAAGUGAUUUGGCUUUCCGAGGGCAUCGGCAAAGAGGAGCAACUCGAAAUCCUCAUCGCCAAGAACGGAAUCAUUGGCGAUCUCGUGAAUGGGAUAGCCAAAAAGCUCAACCUCGAUGAGCAGGCGGCAAAGGAAGUUCGGGUUCUCGAGGUCCAAGGCGGCAAGAUAUAUAAAGAAUUGAUCGACGACUUCAAUGUUGCCGGCGUCAACGAGUUUACAGCCUUGUACGCGGAGAGAAUUCCGGAAGAAGAAGCCAAUGCCCCAGAUGACGCUCGUUUCAUCUACUGCUAUCACUUUGACAAAGAGGCCAGCAAACCUCACGGUGUACCAUUCAAGUUUAUGCUGCAACCAGGAGAGGCUUUGAAGGACACCAAAGAGCGAAUCAGCAAACGAACAGGGAUCAAGGGAAAGCUACUGCAAAACAUCAAAUUUGCCCUCGUUACCCGAUCAGCGUAUGCCAGACCGAGAUAUCUCGAGGAUGACGAUGUGAUUGUCGACCUGAUUCAGGACGGGGACGAGAUGCUGGGGCUGGACCAUGUGAACAAGGCGCGAAAUUUCUGGGGCAAGGCCGAAGGCAUGUUCAUCCGGUAAGGUCAUGUCUCAGGUGUCAGCAACUUUACUGGGCACCACUCGUAAAUCGAUCAGAUCACCACGUUUCCUGAGCGACAACACUGGAUCAAGGAUGCGGACACUUGCUGUAAUGUUGUUGAACGCUAUGCAUGACAGCCAUAUUUUGGGAGAUGUAUUAAAAAGGCAAAUUUGAGUGCCCUUGCUAGGUGUUUCUCCACCGGGAAGCUUUCAACAGAGCCAUCAGUGGCGAAAGGGAGUCACCCUUCAUGGAUCCAGAGUGUCAUGCAUGGUGCAGCAGGGUCAAAGUGAAUACAAUCCUAACCUAGACGAUCCAAUCUAGGUAUCGGCAACAUGGACACCAGAUGACAGAUUCGGAAAGAAUGUGGUGACUGUGACAGAGACCUAGUCGUGCUAUACUAUACGUGUGACUUUAUACAUACCUAGAUACUUUUGUGUUAUGAGUGAAACAGUGGCCCGCCAGAAGCUGGUCAAGAAGUGAACCGGGGUUGGCGCACUUGGACAUGAGUAUUGACUUGCUGUAUUGUUGGGGGUUGGGGCAACGAUGGUGGACGGAACUACAAUGUAUCAUGGUGCAUAUGAACUGUAUCUCGAAUUGAUCAUUGAUCAUGUGGUGUAUAUCUGAUUGUGCAGAGUUGGUGUCGUUGGUUGACAAGGGUAUCAGGUAUUAGAAAUUACAGGUAAGCACGUAAGGUACUUUAGGUAAUCAGCGAUAUACACGAAACAUG